ACGAGGACAAGCAGUUACCACAGCAAAGCGGUGUGUAGUGUGUGCAGUUGCCAAUGGCGGAACCUCUUACAAACCCAAACACCGAACUCGCUUCCUCUAAAACCCUAAACCCAAUUAACGUUCACGAUUCCACCAUGGAACCGCACCAAACACUUCCACUAGACGCUCAAAUCCAUCCACAAAACGACUACGUCGUUCCCACUAAGAAACGGCAGAGGGACGACGCCGACGCCGACGACGACGCUGACCGUUCGGUCCAUCCGCUGUGGAAGACAAGCCUCUGUUCCUACUUCAGGCGCCACGGUGGCUCCUGUAGCCACGGCGACGCGUGCCGCUACGCGCACGGCGAGGAGGAGCUCCGUCCUCGGCCCGACAACACUUGGGACCAGACUUCAGAGCGAGCGAAGAAGGCGUUGAAAUCUGAGACGCCCGAGAAACGCGACGUUUCGGAGGUUGUGAUGAUGACGGAGGCCGUCGUCGACGGCGAUGCCGACGGCGAAGAUGAUGGUUGUGGCUCCAGUCACGCACUUAGUAAAUGCUUGAUGCAUUUGCCGAUGAAAUGGAGCUCCGAGGUUUUGAGAAAUUUUCUUAACAAAGAGGGUAUUGCUUUUAAGCAUGCUAAGAAAAAGAAAGGUAUGGCGGUUGGUUUUCUUACUUUUGAAGAUGAAGAACAAAUGAAGAAUUCAACGAAGGCUUUAGAAGGAAAAUCAAUUAGCAACAAAACUUUAAGGGUUGGUGAUGUCAUUCCUCGUUCAUUUGAAAAGAAAAGUAACUCCAAUGUUACAUUGCAUCAAGAAUUAGAUAAGGAGAAUCCAAUGGUUGAUGUUCCUUCAAGUGAGACUUUGGAUGCUGAAACGAACGAUGAUAACUUGGCUUUUGAUGGUUCCGUUUCAAAGACAAGAAACGUGCGGGAUGUAGUGACUCCUCUAGCUCAUAUGGCCUAUGCUGACCAGUUGGAGCAGAAAAAAAACUCUCUCGUGAAGAUUCUCAAAAAACUUACUAAAAAUGCUCGUAAAGCUUGUCCAACCGGUGUUCCUCUUCCCGAGUGGGUUCUCAAGUCUAGGGAAAUAGGUGGUCUUCCAUGCAAACUAGAGGGUAUUGUUGCAUCUCCAAUUGUAAAUGGAUAUCGUAACAAGUGUGAAUUUUCAGUUGGAUAUUCUCUGGAAGGAAAAGUGACUGUGGGCUUCAUGCUUGGAAACUUCAGGGAGGGUGUAACAGCAGUUGAGGAAGCAGUGGACUGCCCAAAUGUUUCUACGAUUGCUGGCAAAUAUGCAAAUAUCUUUCAGGAAUUUCUGCAGCAUAGUGAUCUACCAGUUUGGAACAGAUUUAAAAAUACCGGAUUUUGGCGUCAAUUGACGGUCCGAGAAGGGAGGACAAACGGAAGUGUUGUUGAUGCUGGAACUUUUGAUGGUAUUGCAGAGGUCAUGCUUAUUGUGCAGGCAUUUGUUGCUGGAGCUACUUCGCAUUGUCCAACAUUACCCCUUACAGCUCUGAUUGUUCAGGAUCACCAAGGAAUAUCCAAUGUAGCGCCAGCUGAUGCUCCCAUGCAUCCACUUCCCCUUCCUAAAACAGUUGGUGAUCCAGAGAUGGGUGAAAACAAUAAUGCCACGGAUGUAAGAAUCCAUGAUUAUAUCAGCAAUCUCCAGUUUUCUAUAUCACCAACAGCAUUUUUUCAGGUUAACACACUUGCUGCUGAGAAGUUAUACUCACUAGCUGGAGAUUGGGCAUGCUUAGGUCCUGACACAUUGCUAUUUGAUAUAUGCUGUGGUACAGGAACUAUUGGCCUGACUUUAGCACAUCGAGUUGGUAUGGUGAUUGGCAUUGAAAUGAAUGCUUCUGCAGUAACUGAUGCCCAUAGGAAUGCUGAGAUUAAUGGCAUAAAAAAUGUUAAAUUUAUAUGUGCAAAGGCAGAGGAUGUGAUGGGAUCUCUGUUAAGGGAAUACUUAGAUGUUACUAAGGAACAAGUUGGUCAUCCUAAUAUAUCUGGAAAUGGCAAUGAUAUUCCUGUCGAUACUGCCUGCCCAGAGCCUGAGAAUGGUGAAAUGGCAUCUUGUUGUUCAGAUAAUAAUGAUGCAGAAGUCAGAAAUGUGGUUCAGAAAGCUAGCACUUCUGAACAAGUUGACGGGAUCUCUAAACAGGCAGAGGACGCGAUGGGAGCUGUGUUAGGGGAAAACCUAAAUGUGCCCGAGGAACAAGUCGAUGAUCCUAAUAUCUCUAAAAGUGGCAAGGACAUUCCUGAGGAUAGUGCCAAUGCAGAGCCUGAAAAUGGUGAAAUGGCAUCUCGAUGUUCAGAAAAUAACAGUGCCGAAGCAGGGAGUGUGGUUCAGCAGGAUAGUGCUUCUGAAAAUGGGAAUACAUCCUCGGAACAGUUUAAAAAUGUUGUUGCUAUUGUCGAUCCUCCACGGGCUGGACUCCAUCCAACUGUGAUCAAAGCUUUGAGAACUCAUCCACGCUUGCGGAGGCUUGUUUACAUAUCCUGUAAUCCUGAAAGUUUGGUGGCAAAUGCUAUUGAGCUUUGUACUCCUUCCCCCAUAAAAGUUGAGAAAGGAAAUAAAGAUAAUCGAGGAUGGAGAAAUAGGAGCAGUGCUGGUCUAGCCCGCCACAGGGCCAAGUCUAUGCCCAUCUCAGAGGCCUUCCAGCCCAUAAAAGCUAUACCUGUUGAUCUUUUUCCACAUACCCAACACUGUGAAUUGGUUAUGCUUCUCGAAAGGUAGGUGGACCAGACCCCAAAGUCUGGAUUGAAGUUAUUUUAUAUGCUUGGCUCGCAAAGUCAUUUGUCCGACAUUUUGUUAAUUCCAUUCUAAGCGGUAGUGGAUGAUAGUGCUUAUUAUAUUCUGAUUUUGCGCAGUGAAUUGUUUUCAAGCAUGACCUUUUUGCUGCAUGCAUCUUGUGUUUUUUCCUGUGGAAUUACGGUACCUGGUGGCGAGAAAUUAUUAUUGUAUCCUAGAACAUCAGUUAAUACUCCAAGAUCUCAAAUUCUCUAUCAUUUAGACACAGCCGAAUAAAAUUGGAUACGUCUGGAUAAG
This is a messenger RNA of Abrus precatorius (Indian licorice), 3026 nucleotides long. Its product is annotated as zinc finger CCCH domain-containing protein 24. Gene Ontology annotation, biological process: RNA processing. The transcript has 14 exons. NCBI's taxonomy places the organism in Eukaryota, Viridiplantae, Streptophyta, Magnoliopsida, Fabales, Fabaceae. The coding region runs from base 54 to 2714 and encodes 886 amino acids. The record is from RefSeq and is a predicted model, not a curated record. Gene Ontology annotation, molecular function: RNA methyltransferase activity; metal ion binding; nucleic acid binding.